AAAGGAGAGGCAACACCGAUCCCAGACCAGCCUACCUCGCCGCCUUGUCUGGGUCGGACACGUCCAAUAGCAGUCGCCCAAACCGACCGCGGACCAGCCCACUCACCCUGGGAGUGAGACGGGAGGGAGGCAGGCUGGAGCCACAUCCACAUCCACAUCCACACAGCAGCCCGCGGCGUGAUAAGGACGGAGCCGAAUCAAGUCAGGACUGGCAGGAACCGAACAAAAGCUUGCUUGACAAAGCUCCGAGGAAAAGAAGACGGCGCCGCGUCACGUUAGUUGUGGCCAAUUCCCAACAUUCCCCCCCGACAUUGGUAGCGAAAGCGCGCGGUCCUCGAGCACAUUUAUAUACUGGAGAGCUAGCGGAAUGUCAGCUAGCUAAGCUAAUUAGCUUUACCUUUGCUAGCUAAUUAGCUCGUCUCACUACAUUCGCUCCUUGGACUGGAUGGGAAAAGCCGUGCCUAAAGUGCGUUAUCCAUUAUGUCCCGCCUUCAACACGACAUCGUUGCCUGAUUUCAUGCCUUUCUAGAGCCAGUCCGCCUCUCUUCAUCCUGCGUCCUUUUCCGAGAGGAGAACAAACCCAGCGACUCUUUUUGAUCUGCCGCCUAUCUCAUGUUAAUGUCGACCGACGUUGCUUCUCUAAUGCUGCCCGUGAGUCGGGGGAUGAUGGACCGGGACAUGGACGCCGCGGCCGGAGGUCCGGCGGCGGUCCGGGGGAUGAAGCGAGGCGACCCGGAACCCGACGCUCACGCAGCGGCUGUCCUGACCGACCUGACCGGGGCGGAGUGCAAGAGACCGAGGAUAGACGGCACCGGCGACAUUGGCCAGAACAAUGAGCCCUUAAAUCCCGGUUUCCAUGGAUACCCACCUCACAGUCAGGGGUCUCAGGAUUCAACAGGAGCACAGGAUGGUUUGGUGGCCCAGCCUUUCGCAGCGUUCCCUCCUCCACCGCCUCCCCAGAACGGGAUAGCGGGGACAGACUUCGUCCCUGGGGCCAUGUUUGUUGCCGGGGGUCAAGGCACAGCUGAGGCCAAGCCUGAGGAGACAUCCCAGGGAGAGGUGGGCUUGCAGUGCGUGACCGGGGGAACCUCGGCCGGUUCUGGAGCCGACUCACCAGAGGCCAAAGGGGCCCCCAAACGCCUCCACGUUUCAAACAUCCCCUUCCGCUUCCGUGACCCUGAUUUAAGGCAGAUGUUUGGGCAAUAUGGCAAGAUUCUGGAUGUAGAAAUUAUUUUCAAUGAGAGGGGAUCAAAGGGUUUUGGCUUUGUGACGUUUGAGACCAGCGCGGAGGCAGAGAGAGCCAGGGAAAAGCUCCAUGGCACUUUGGUGGAAGGUCGUAAGAUUGAGGUGAAUAACGCCACUGCCAGGGUGAUGACUAACAAGAAAAUGGUCAGUCCCUACCCUAAUGGAGAGGCUCUGAGUACGCUGCCCUACGCAGGGUGGAAACUGAGCCCUAUGGUCGGGGCCGUGUACGGACCUGAGCUCUAUGCAGUCCCGGGGUUCCCCUACCCUUCAGCGGCAGCAGCGGCCACCACGGCAGCAGCCGCGGCUGCCUUCCGCGGCGCUCACCUGCGGGGGCGUGGGCGGCCCGUCUACAGCGCCGUGCGAGCGGCUGUUCCUCAGCCCGCCAUCCCCACCUACCCCGGUGUGGUGUAUCAGGAUGGGUUUUACGGCGCUGCAGACUUAUAUGGGGGCUAUCCUGCUGCUGCCGCCGCCGCCGCCGCUGCUGCCUAUCGCUAUGCUCAACCCGCGGCCGUAACCGGAGCAACCGCCGCAGCUGCUGCAUACAGUGACAGUUACGGACGUGUUUACACGGCAGACCCGUACCACGCUCUAACCCCCGCUGCUGCUGCCGCCUACGGUGUGGGAGCCAUGGCCAGUCUAUACCGAGCGGGCUACAGCAGGUUCGCUCCAUACUAACACCACAGAUGACAUCCAGGAAGUUCACAUCUCUCCACAAGCCUUUUUCAAGCUCUUUGUUUGGCAGACGCACCCUUUUUAUCUUCUGUGAUGUCGGACUCCCCCUCCUUUUUGUCCUCGUCUCAUUGCCACACCACCACCUCUUUGUCCGUCUGCACGACGAGGAUCCCGGGUGCGGCCCGCACAAACACUACAAGGUCUGCCAGGAGAGAGACUGUUCCCGCCGGAUCUUCCUACACUACAAAGUCCACAUCCUCGCUCGAUCCGCCCUCAAGCCGCUGGAGGACGCUGCUUAUGGCGCAGUGGUGCGUUCAGGAACCAAAACUGUUUAAAAAAAAAGAAAAAAGAAAAAAAAAUUGUAGGAAUUGUUAUUUUUUAUUCGGGAGCGUCAGACUGACAGGAACCACUAUUGUCUCAGUCGCUACCAAAAACAAGGGAAAAAAGUCACCCAUGUUGUUCCCCCUACUUGACCUCAGUUUUAUGUCUGCCUUACUUAUCAAACUACCUUAGUUUCUGCUCCACUUAUCAAACUACCUUAGUUUCUGCUCCACUUAUCAAACUACCUUAGUUUCUGCUCCACUUAGCCACCACACCCUCAAUAAGGACUUAUCAAACUAUCUUAGUUUCUGCUCCACUCAGCCACCACACCCUCAAUAAGGACUUAUCAAACUACCUUAGUUUCUGCUCCACUCAGCCACCACACCCUCAAUAAGGACUUAUCAAACUACCUUAGUUUCUGCUCCACUCAGCCACCACACCCUCAAUAAGGACUUAUCAAACUACCUUAGUUUCUGCUCCACUUAGCCACCACACCCUCAAUAAGGACUUACCAAACUACCUUAGUUUCUGCUCCACUUAGCCACCACACCCUCAAUAAGGACUUACCAAACUACCUUAGUUUCUGCUCCACUUAGCCACCACACCCUCAAUAAGGACUUAUCAAACUACCUUAGUUUCUGCUCCACUUAGCCACCACACCCUCAAUAAGGACUUAUCAAACUACCUUAGUUUCUGCUCCACUUAGCCACCACACCCUCAAUAAGGACUUAUCAAACUACCUUAGUUUCUGCUCCACUUAGCCACCACACCCUCAAUAAGGACUUCUGUUCAUCCAGCUCCAGCAGCACAGCGCCAUCUUGUGAGGCCUGACAGACACAACAUGAAGGUAGUGCACUCACACAUCCAGGUAGUGCACUCUCACAUCCAGGUAGUGCACUCUGACAUCCAGGUAGUGCACUCUGACAUGCAGGUAGUGCACUCUGACAUGCAGGUAGUGCACUCUGACAUCCAGGUAGUGCACUCUGACAUGCAGGUAGUGCACUCACACACAUGUAGGUAGUGCACUCACACACUGCUGACAUCCAGGUAGUGCACUCACACACAUGUAGGUAGUGCACUCACACACUGCUGACAUCCAGGUAGUGCACUCACACACAUGUAGGUAGUGCACUCACACACUGCUGACAUGGAGGUAGUGCACUCUCACAUCCAGGUAGUGCACUCACACACAUGCAGGUAGUGCACUCUGACAUGCAGGUAGUGCACUCUCACACUGCUGACAUCCAGGUAGUGCACUCUGACAUGCAGGUAGUGCACUCUCACAUCCAGGUAGUGCACUCUGACAUGCAGGUAGUGCACUCUCACAUCCAGGUAGUGCACUCUGACAUGCAGGUAGUGCACUCUGACAUCCAGGUAGUGCACUCUGACAUGCAGGUAGUGCACUCACACACAUGUAGGUAGUGCACUCACACACUGCUGACAUCCAGGUAGUGCACUCACACACAUGUAGGUAGUGCCCUCACACACUGCUGACAUGGAGGUAGUGCACUCUCACAUCCAGGUAGUGCACUCACACACAUGCAGGUAGUGCACUCUGACAUCCAGGUAGUGCACUCUGACAUGCAGGUAGUGCACUCACACACUGCUGACAUCCAGGUAGUGCCCUCACACAUUGCUGACAUGCAGGUAGUGCCCUCACACACUGCUGACAUCCAGGUAGUGCACUCACACACAUGAAGGUAGUGCACUCACACACUGCAGAAAUGCAGGUAGUGCCCUCACACACUGCUGACAUGCAGUUAGUGCCCUCACACACUGCUGACAUGCAGUUAGUGCCCUCACACACUGCAGACAUGCAGUUAGUGCCCUCACACACAUGCAGUUAGUGCCCUCACACACUGCUGACAUGCAGUUAGUGCCCUCACACACUGCUGACAUGCAGUUAGUGCCCUCACACACUGCAGACAUGCAGUUAGUGCCCUCACACACAUGCAGUUGGUGCCCUCACACACAUGCAGUUAGUGCCCUCACACACAUGCAGUUAGUGCCCUCACACACAGCUGACAUGCAGUUAGUGCCCUCACACGCUGCUGACAUGCAGUUAGUGCACUCACACACAUGCAGUUAGUGCCCUCACACACUGCUGACAUGCAGUUAGUGCCCUCACACACAUGCAGUUAGUGCCCUCACACACAGCUGACAUGCAGUUAGUGCACUCACACACUGCUGACAUGCAGUUAGUGCCCUCACACACAUGCAGUUAGUGCCCUCACACACAUGCAGGUAGUGCCCUCACACACAUGCAGUUAGUGCCCUCACACACAUGCAGUUAGUGCCCUCACACACAUGCAGUUAGUGCCCUCACACACAUGCAGUUAGUGCCCUCACACACAUGCAGUUAGUGCCCUCACACACAUGCAGUUAGUGCCCUCACACACAUGCAGUUAGUGCCCUCACACACAUGCAGGUAGUGCCCUCACACACAUGCAGUUAGUGCCCUCACACACAUGCAGUUAGUGCCCUCACACACAUGCAGUUAGUGCCAUCACACACAUGCAGUUAGUGCCCUCACACACAUGCAGUUAGUGCCCUCACACACAUGCAGUUAGUGCCCUCACACACAUGCAGUUAGUGCCCUCACACACAUGCAGUUAGUGCCCUCACACACAUGCAGUUAGUGCCCUCACACACAUGCAGUUAGUGCCCUCACACACAUGCAGUUAGUGCCCUCACACACAUGCAGUUAGUGCCCUCACACACAUGCAGUUAGUGCCCUCACACACAUGCAGUUAGUGCCCUCACACACAUGCAGUUAGUGCCCUCACACACAUGCAGUUAGUGCCCUCACACACAUGCAGGUAGUGCCCUCACACACAUGCAGGUAGUGCCCUCACACACAUGCAGUUAGUGCCCUCACACACAUGCAGUUAGUGCCCUCACACACAUGCAGUUAGUGCCCUCACACACAUGCAGUUAGUGCCAUCACACACAUGCAGUUAGUGCCCUCACACACAUGCAGUUAGUGCCCUCACACACAUGCAGUUAGUGCCCUCACACACAUGCAGUUAGUGCCCUCACACACAUGCAGUUAGUGCCCUCACACACAUGCAGUUAGUGCCCUCACACACAUGCAGUUAGUGCCCUCACACACAUGCAGUUAGUGCCCUCACACACAUGCAGUUAGUGCCCUCACACACAUGCAGGUAGUGCCCUCACACACAUGCAGGUAGUGCCCUCACACACAUGCAGUUAGUGCCCUCACACACAUGCAGUUAGUGCCCUCACACACAUGCAGUUAGUGCCCUCACACACAUGCAGUUAGUGCCCUCACACACAUGCAGGUAGUGCCCUCACACACAUGCAGUUAGUGCCCUCACACACAUGCAGUUAGUGCCCUCACACACAUGCAGUUAGUGCCCUCACACACAUGCAGUUAGUGCCCUCACACACAUGCAGUUAGUGCCCUCACACACAUGCAGUUAGUGCCCUCACACACAUGCAGUUAGUGCCCUCACACACAUGCAGGUAGUGCCCUCACACACAUGCAGUUAGUGCCCUCACACACAUGCAGUUAGUGCCCUCACACACAUGCAGUUAGUGCCCUCACACACAUGCAGGUAGUGCCCUCACACACAUGCAGUUAGUGCCCUCACACACAUGCAGUUAGUGCCCUCACACACAUGCAGUUAGUGCCCUCACACACAUGCAGUUAGUGCCCUCACACACAUGCAGUUAGUGCCCUCACACACAUGCAGUUAGUGCCCUCACACACAUGCAGGUAGUGCCCUCACACACAUGCAGGUAGUGCCCUCACACACAUGCAGUUAGUGCCCUCACACACAUGCAGUUAGUGCCCUCACACACAUGCAGUUAGUGCCCUCACACACAUGCAGUUAGUGCCAUCACACACAUGCAGUUAGUGCCCUCACACACAUGCAGUUAGUGCCCUCACACACAUGCAGUUAGUGCCCUCACACACAUGCAGUUAGUGCCCUCACACACAUGCAGUUAGUGCCCUCACACACAUGCAGUUAGUGCCCUCACACACAUGCAGUUAGUGCCCUCACACACAUGCAGUUAGUGCCCUCACACACAUGCAGUUAGUGCCCUCACACACAUGCAGGUAGUGCCCUCACACACAUGCAGGUAGUGCCCUCACACACAUGCAGUUAGUGCCCUCACACACAUGCAGUUAGUGCCCUCACACACAUGCAGUUAGUGCCCUCACACACAUGCAGUUAGUGCCCUCACACACAUGCAGGUAGUGCCCUCACACACAUGCAGUUAGUGCCCUCACACACAUGCAGUUAGUGCCCUCACACACAUGCAGUUAGUGCCCUCACACACAUGCAGUUAGUGCCCUCACACACAUGCAGUUAGUGCCCUCACACACAUGCAGUUAGUGCCCUCACACACAUGCAGUUAGUGCCCUCACACACAUGCAGGUAGUGCCCUCACACACAUGCAGUUAGUGCCCUCACACACAUGCAGUUAGUGCCCUCACACACAUGCAGUUAGUGCCCUCACACACAUGCAGGUAGUGCCCUCACACACAUGCAGUUAGUGCCCUCACACACAUGCAGUUAGUGCCCUCACACACAUGCAGUUAGUGCCCUCACACACAUGCAGUUAGUGCCCUCACACACAUGCAGUUAGUGCCCUCACACACAUGCAGUUAGUGCCCUCACACACAUGCAGUUAGUGCCCUCACACACAUGCAGUUAGUGCCCUCACACACAUGCAGGUAGUGCCCUCACACACAUGCAGUUAGUGCCCUCACACACAGCUGCUCAUAGUUUCCACCUCCUAUAAUUUUGUUCUUGCUGUUUGGUUCCAAAGAUUUUUUGUUGUUGUUUGUUUUUUUCUGAAAAAGCACAUUUUUUAGACUGGAUGUAUUUCUGUGUUUUCAAAGUCUAUAUUCUGUGUGUUGAAGUCAUUUCAAGAGGAAACCUGCCAACCAGGAAGUCACGUGACUUUGGUCCAUUUUUUUGUUGAAAAGCGGGGAAAAUGGCGACGGGUGCAUUUUGGAGUGGCCUGCUAAAAAAGGCGUAAUAUUGUGGCGGGACGAUGGCGCUCUUGUACGAUGCUGUGCAGUAGCUCUUUUUCUUCUUCUUACUUCUUACAAGUGUUACCACCAGUGUUGCUAUGCAUGCUUUACCUGAGCGGGUGUUGCAACCUUUUCCUUUUCCUGCAUGACUUCAAGUCCCUGUGCUGGAAGGCCACGCGGUGGCGGGGGGGACAAAAAAGAAGUGAAAUUUGAUGUGCCUCUGCGGUCGUCAUGGUGAUCACAAGUGCUAUCAGAUAGGUGGAAAGUUGUUAUUUAAAGAAUGAAGGUGACCUCUGACCCCUGCACCGCGCUGACGUCACGCUGAACAGGGACGAAGUAAUUUGCAUGUGGCCUCUUUUCUGUAUCACGCUGUUGAAAGUGGCCUUUCUUUUCACCAUGUACACGCUUUCUUUUGCCAUCCUUGUAUCUGUUAUUAUUCAAUGUAUAUAAUAAACUCUUUGGUUUUUACACAA
Molecule: messenger RNA, 7719 nt
Organism: Entelurus aequoreus (snake pipefish)
Lineage: Eukaryota; Metazoa; Chordata; Actinopteri; Syngnathiformes; Syngnathidae
Product: RNA binding protein fox-1 homolog 2-like
Exons: 13
Coding region: 613-1920 (435 amino acids)
Biological process (GO): regulation of alternative mRNA splicing, via spliceosome; nervous system development
Cellular component (GO): cytoplasm; nucleus
Molecular function (GO): mRNA binding
Source: RefSeq, a predicted model, not a curated record